Gasterosteus aculeatus aculeatus (three-spined stickleback) is the source of this 1601-nucleotide messenger RNA. Its product is annotated as homeobox protein six1b. NCBI's taxonomy places the organism in Eukaryota, Metazoa, Chordata, Actinopteri, Perciformes, Gasterosteidae. The record is from RefSeq and is a predicted model, not a curated record. Gene Ontology annotation, cellular component: nucleus; transcription regulator complex. Gene Ontology annotation, molecular function: RNA polymerase II cis-regulatory region sequence-specific DNA binding; DNA-binding transcription factor activity, RNA polymerase II-specific. Gene Ontology annotation, biological process: skeletal muscle fiber development; regulation of transcription by RNA polymerase II; regulation of skeletal muscle cell proliferation.
GAGGAAACGGAGCUGCAAACUCAGUCCUGCUCUGCUGUACACGGUGCAGGGCAGAAGGAGAGCCAAUCACCGUAACGCACGGGCUCCCUUUAAGCCUGACAUAUCUCCAACAGGAACAAAUUGUCCCAACAAUCAACAUCCCGAUCUGCUGCGCGCAUCGGGGGCCGGAGUGGAGCGGAUCGCCUAUAGGGCCUGUGUGCUGCGCGGCCGGAUUGCGCUGGAUUGCACUGCGGCGAGAAGCUAUAGACGCAGAGAACCAAGUGACAGCUAUCGGUUUGGAUAACGGCGUUUUUUGGGGGGGGACGGAGGAGGGAGCUUGGACAUCAUGUCUAUAUUACCGUCAUUCGGGUUUACGCAGGAGCAAGUGGCGUGCGUUUGCGAGGUGCUGCAGCAGGGAGGGAACCUGGAGCGGCUCGGCCGCUUCCUGUGGUCGCUGCCCGCCUGCGAUCACCUCCACAAGAACGAGAGUGUCCUCAAAGCCAAGGCGGUGGUGGCCUUUCACCGGGGGAACUUCAGAGAGCUUUACAAGAUCCUGGAAAGCCACCAGUUUUCCCCGCACAACCACCCGAAGCUGCAGCAGCUGUGGCUGAAGGCGCACUACGUGGAGGCGGAGAAGCUGCGCGGCCGGCCGCUCGGGGCCGUGGGGAAGUACCGGGUGCGGAGGAAAUUCCCGCUGCCCCGCACGAUAUGGGACGGCGAGGAGACCAGCUACUGCUUUAAGGAGAAGUCCCGGGGCGUCCUGAGGGAGUGGUACACGCACAACCCCUAUCCGUCCCCGCGGGAGAAGAGGGAGCUGGCCGAGGCCACGGGACUGACCACCACGCAGGUCAGCAACUGGUUCAAAAACAGACGGCAGCGCGACAGAGCCGCGGAGGCGAAGGAGAGAGAAAACAGCGAAAACAGCAACGCAGGCGGCAACAAACAGAACCAGCUGUCCCCGCUGGACGGAGGAAAGUCUCUCAUGUCCAGCUCGGAGGACGAGUUUUCUCCACCUCAGAGCCCCGACCAGAACUCAGCGCUUAUGCUUCAGGGCAACAUGAACCACCCGGGGGCCUCGGCUUACCCCAUGUCCGGCCUGGGGCCCCCACAGCCGGUGCACAGCAUGCACGGACACCCGCACCAACUGCAGGACUCCUUGUUGGGACCUCUAACCUCCAGUCUUGUGGAUUUGGGCUCUUAAAGAGACUGCCAGAUUAUUCUAUUUUACAACAACAACAAAAAAAAAAACACCGAAAAAGAAGACUGAUACGUGUAUCGGAAUGAGAACAUUAAUGAAAUAACACUAUAGCCUAUCUUAUAAAAUAGACUGACUUGUCUGUCGUUAAAUUUGGUUAGAACAAAAUCCCUUUAUGCGCUUAACCUGUAUAUCCCCACUGACAGGAGGCUUUUCUCUUCUCCUGCACAUGACAGCAAACAAACAAACAGGACCUGCCUGGAACUCUUAAGUCAACGAGACACUUAACUGGACUGCCCAUUUGCUUAAUUUAUGAUAUUUUGUUGAGAUAAAAAGAAUUAUAGCAACCUCAUGCGACGGAAACUAAGAGAGGUAACGUUUUCAUUAGAGUCAUGGUAAUAGUUUCCAAUAAAACAAAAGUAAUACA